Messenger RNA from Dipodomys ordii (Ord's kangaroo rat), 414 nucleotides. RefSeq names its product chromosome unknown open reading frame, human C15orf40. The annotation marks the transcript as partial. Lineage: Eukaryota; Metazoa; Chordata; Mammalia; Rodentia; Heteromyidae. The transcript has 4 exons. Gene Ontology annotation, cellular component: cytoplasm. The record is from RefSeq and is a predicted model, not a curated record.
UGCGAGGCCCCGUGGGGCGGGCAAGUCGGGGCUCCGGCAGGGCGGGGCAAGAGCCGGGGCGAGGAGCCCGAGCGGCCGCUCCCUCCUGCGGGCCCCGUGGCGGCCGGCCCGGGGGGGUCCGUCACCGUAGCGGUCCGGGCCAAACCCGGCUCCAGAUACAACGCCGUCACGGAUGUGACCACCGACGCGGUGGGCGUGGCCAUCGCAGCCCCGCCCACCGAGGGAGAGGCCAACGCCGAGCUCUGCCGGUUCCUCUCCAAGGUGCUGGACCUCAGGAAGAGCGAUGUGGUUCUGGAGAAGGGUGGUAAAUCUCGCGAAAAGGUGGUGAAGCUUUUGGCCUCUACAACACCAGAAGAGAUCUUAGAGAAAUUGAAAAAGGAAGCUGAAAAAAAAUAAAAGCAAGACUGAGAAGUA